Styela clava is the source of this 1592-nucleotide messenger RNA. RefSeq lists its product as uncharacterized. Lineage: Eukaryota; Metazoa; Chordata; Ascidiacea; Stolidobranchia; Styelidae. The record is from RefSeq and is a predicted model, not a curated record.
AAACAAAAUCCUUACAAUUAUUAAUAUUACUUAGAAAUAGACUCAAAAUGAAUAGGAAGUCAAUUAUAAUGUGGUUGUGUGCAAAUGUAGUGUAUUGUAAUGCAAACAGUGUGGUACCCGUCACGAUCAACCAAGCUCAAAAUGAAUUACCGGAUUGUAAGGGUGAAUGCAAAGACGAUAAUUGGGCAACUUGGACUCAAUGGGAUAUAUGUAAAGGCGGUGAAUGUCAUUUAAACGAAGGAAAACAAACUAGACAAACGAUUUGCUUCACCCUCGUAACGCCGCCACCAUCUCGCAGUGAUGGGGGAUCGAAAGAAGAGUUAAAAAGAGAGGGAAAAUGGCUAGAAACUUGCAUUGAAAAACAACAGCGUCCUUGUGUGAGAGAACUGUCUUGUAGUGGAGAAUGGACAAGUUGGGAAAAAUGGAGAGAAUGCGAAAUAUCGGGGAAGAGCAAAAAUGCUACUUGCAGUAAAACCCGACGUCGAUUUUGUCUUGACAAGAAAGGAACACGACAAUCUGGAUCUCAUUGCUAUGGAGGACCUUCAAGUGACACGGAAAAUGAAUUGUGUUCAAAUAAAUCUUGUUCCAAGAUCGAGCCAAGGAUUGGAAUCGCAGAGGACGACCUUAUUAUUCCAAAGAAAACAACCAAGCAGAAACCAAAUAUUCUUAAUUCAUAAUACCAUUCUGAUUAUUGCGGUCGCUAUCGGGCCAGUGUUGUGUUCGGAGCACUUUUCGUACUACUUCUCCUGAAUUUGGUGAGGCGUUCGUCAGGUCGAGACGAUGAGAGCACUUCAUCAAGGGGUGAUGUAUGGAAAAGAAUCGGCAGUACAAACACCAGUAGCAUUGGGUAUUCAACAGGAUACGUAGCCGCUUCGGACGUGAUGUCCCCGAGACUCGACAUCAAUAUUCUAAGUCCAAGUGCUUCUGCAUCACUUGGUUCGUCCAGUUCCAAUCAACAUUUUUUUGGCCGAGGAGAAGCUAUGACUCCUCCAAUAUCCGAAGAAGCUACGGAGGUCGGUGGAUUACUAACGGUAUCAGGUAAUAUAAAUUCAAACGAACCCCCAAGACGACGGAGUCGCUUAAUGCAAGAGAAUGUUUACUGGGAAAUAACAGAAAAUACUGCAUCGUCCUCCGAUGGCAGCGACGACCAACCAUUACCACAAAAUGGCGACAGGGAGGUGGUGCGAAACGUUUUAUAUGGUACAACUGUGUGACAUAUAUCCCUUUUAAAUCAGGCUCUGGAUUACUUUAAACCAGCAAGUUUCAAAAUUCACCAUGUGCAUCUAGAGAGGCGACUCAGAGUUCUGUCAAGGUGAAUGCCUAAGAAAGAAAUUUGUUUUGCUCAAAUUUUGCUUAAAAACGGAUUGACUCAAAUUAAAACACUACAAAAUUGUUUUGGUGACUCAUCGUAAAUGAUGGAGAAUAAUGUAAUAUAAUUUUAUAUAUGAAAUUGCGCUUAUAUGCCCAAUUUUUACCACCAAUUUCAGUAAUGAGUGCGUGCAGGAUUGAAUAGAAUUUUGUGUAUUAGAUUAUCAUAAUGCUAUAUUUACAUUUAUAUAUUUGAACAAAAAGAGAGAAAGAAUAUGACUUCA